This is a messenger RNA of Epithele typhae, 507 nucleotides long. RefSeq lists its product as uncharacterized. The record is from RefSeq and is a predicted model, not a curated record. The transcript has 2 exons. NCBI's taxonomy places the organism in Eukaryota, Fungi, Basidiomycota, Agaricomycetes, Polyporales, Epitheliaceae. The coding region runs from base 1 to 507 and encodes 168 amino acids.
AUGCGUUGCGCACACGUCGUUGCCUCGUUCCUCUUCCCGCUGCUAGCCGUUGCCCAGUCCAAUUCCUCUACAUCCGGCUCAACUGCCCCAUCCUCGGGGUCCCCAGCUCCCGUGUCCAACUCAGGAAGCGGCACCCCCUCCGCAACCAUUACUGUUAUAACUUCCGUCUUCACCACCGUUGCACUCGGCACCGAUCGCGCUCUCCACACUCUUACCUCCACGAACCUCAUCACGAGCACAAUAGGAGGCACGUCUACGGCCGGUUCCACUGGCGGCGGAAACACGGCACCCUCCUCCACCACUCCCAUCACCACCACAACGGCUGCGGCGAGUAUCGAUGGUGGAGGGAGUGUCGCCGGCGGAGCCCCAACACCUGGCCAAUCGUCCAGUGGAGGAAAAUUCGGCCCCAAUGACGGCUACAUUGCGGCUGCUCUCGUUCAUCACGCUCCUCUCGCCCUCGUCAUCUUCACGGCCGUAGUUGGUGGUGCUGCGAUGGUGAUUGUGUAG